Messenger RNA from Fusarium vanettenii 77-13-4, 3642 nucleotides. RefSeq lists its product as uncharacterized. Bases 1 to 3642 code for a protein of 1213 amino acids. The transcript is spliced from 4 exons. Lineage: Eukaryota; Fungi; Ascomycota; Sordariomycetes; Hypocreales; Nectriaceae. The record is from RefSeq and is a predicted model, not a curated record.
AUGGCUCCCCUGUCACUCAUUUUGUUAUCGUUCGCUGCCUCGACCCAGGCCAGUCCUCUUUGGGGCUUGGCUAAGCGUCAGGAUAACCAGCAGCUCUGCGGCAACCCCGAUAUCACGCCUGCUGCGAGUCUCGUGGUGCCUGGUGCCCAAGGAGACGUGAUUUUCACCCCGUCCCAAGUUGAAGACACUGCUCUCUGGACGAUUCCUACGCCAACAACCAUCUCAGAGACUGAGACUAUCUAUCCCUUUGGAUAUGUCUGGGUUCCCUCUGAUCCUACACCCCAAGAGGUCCCUGCUCUGCCUACGGUCGAUGUUCCCUACCCUCUGCCCGAGGGUGCUUCAGAGACUCUUUGCAAUGUUGAAGCGCCGACCACUACCACACUUCCCCCAGUCAUUCCUACCACUUCUGAUGGUCCUGUUGAAGACCUGGCCGAACCUCAAACCCCUGUUACCCCAGUGGAGGAGUUGAGCACCAUCCCUCCGAUCAUCCCUUCCUCAUCCGAAGCCCCAGUUGAGGAUACGCUUGAGCCUACAAAUCCUACAACUUUCGUAGAAGAGUCGAGUACCGUCCCACCCUUAGUUCCUACUACAAACACAGAGCCCGUUGAGGUCCCAAAUACACCCAGCAGCGCUCCCCCCGAGGAAGAGUCAACUACUGAGAUUCCUCCUGUCCUGUCCACGACAUUUUCCGAAAAUACCGAAGUUGUGAACACACCCGUGUCCACUGAAGAAACUACCUCAACUGAGGAUCCUGCGAAUGCCGGGACAACAACCACUGAGGGCAGUUCUACCGAGACUACGGAGGAACUGACCGAGACCACAACCACUACUGAAAAGCCUGUGACGAAUGAGGAGACCACUACAACUGAAGUUACGAGCACUGAGACAACAUCCGAAGAGACUCGGGAGACGACGACCACUUCAGUUGAGGAGUCCACCACUGAAAGCACCACAGCAGGAGAGACUACGGCGGAGACCACAACUGAAGCAUCCACAACUGAAACCCACGUUGACGAGACUACCACGACCGACAAGCCAGCUGAGGAGACCAUAACAGAGGGAGACGUCACCACUACCGAGGAAAGCCCCGAUGAAACUACUACCACUGAGAAGCGCCCUGACGAGACUACUACUGAGGACCAACAACCUGGGGAAACCACUACUGCUGAAGAUGAACCCAUCACCACCGACAAGCCUAAUGUAACCACUGGAUUCCCCGAGUUUGAUCCCCCAACCACAACGGUUAGCGGCCCCGAGGCCACUGAGGAUGCCACUGAUGCGGGUCCCAUCAUCCUUGCUCUCUGGUCUAACCGAGACAUGAUUAAGGAUGAGGAGAAGAAAGAAGAGUACAUCAAGAAGACCGAGGAAACUCGAGACGAUAUUGUCCUUCUCUGGACCAACUUUGAUGUCAAGCCCGAGAUCCCUGAGGAGUGUGGCAAGACAGCUCUGAAGAAGAGAAGUCUUAUCUCGGGUGUUCUUGACCUUCUUGAUGAUGCUGCUAAGCUGAUCGGUUGCGCGACCAAGGUCGUGGAGAACUUGGUUGAGAACGUCAAGCUUCCUGAUCCUCCUAUUGAUGUCAUCGAGACUCUCACCGAUACUCUUAAGGAGAUCUCUGAGAAGCUCGAGGAGGAGAAGGAAGAGGAAGAGAAGGAAACCGAUGAGGUUUCCACCACAGAUGAGGCCCCUAGCACAACCGAAGAGCCUACCAGCACGACUGAGGAGCCUACAACUACCACUACCAGCUGCGUUGAGACCGGAGUUGAGAGCUGCACUCAGACCGUCUACUUGUCUACUUCGUUCUUCAAAGAUGGAGAUGCUGACACUUCCACCGUCAAGACCGUCACAACUGAGGACUGCGUUACCAUCACCCAAUGCGAUGCUGAGCCUACCACCGAAGUCACCACUGUAACAACGGCUACUUCAACUAGCGCAUCUGACAUUGUCUGCGACGUCAACUGCUCCCAAUGCAACCCCCAGAAGCGAUGGGAGCAGCCAACUCUGACUCCCCAGGAGCGUCGUGACCGACGAUGGCUGGUCAAGCGCAUGGAUAACAUGGACCAGCCCAAGUAUGACACAGAUGAGAAGAAGGAUUCGUAUAUCCGUCGCCAGACGGGUGAAAUCUCCGAGAGAUUGGACUGGAACACUGUGUCUACUAAUGUUGUGUCCGUUGAUGCAGCUUGGGAGGAUUUCCCCUUUGGUCUGCAUGUCGAGGGUCUCAUUGGAUGCACUGGAGUGACCAUUGCCUCUGAUAAGGGUGGAUGGCUUGCUCACUUUAUGGAACCAGGAUUCUUCUACGACGAGAAGAAGCCUGACGACGAUUCUGUCAACAAUGGCCGCAAGGACCUCUGGGACGAGAUGAUGAACCAGCUCCGAGACCAACCCGCCGAGGGAAGAACGGUUUCUCCCAAGUUCACGCCCCCAUCUCGUCUCGCUGGUGAUGAUGGUGUCCUCUCGGCUGACUCCAAUGUCCAAAUCUUUGUCCAAGUGCCUCGAACUCGAGACUCAACCUUUGAGAACCCUACACUUCUGUACCAGAGCCGUGUCGAUGAACUUAUUGGCUACUUGAACGGCGAAGGUGCUCCUUUUGCUGGCGCCGAGGUCAUCAUCAAGACUUAUGUCAAACCGCCUCCCGAAGAUGAGGAGUCUGAUGAGGAUCGCGAGGCUCGAGAGAAGUCUGCCCGAGGUAUCAUGUUUAUCGAGUAUGAUGACAUGCAGAUCAACUGGGAGACCAACGAGAUGUCUGAUCCUCCUGACCGCAUGUGGCGUGUCUGGUCAGAGCGCAGCUACUACGAGCGCCGCAUGACUGAGGAAGAAGAGGCCAGUCCCACUUGUGCCCGUCAUGAGGAUGAGGCUGCUGGUAUGGACCCUCAGUUUGCCAAGGACUUGGCCAAGAAGUUCUGCGAGGAUAGCGAUGUCAACUUUGACGAGGACGCUGAGCUUCAGCUUGGAGGAGGUGACUUGGAUCCUACUAAGGACCUUGCUGCCGACAUCAAGUUUAACUUUGAGAAGAAGGACGGGCAGUGCUCCAAGCCUUGCACUGAGAUCUAUGAGCAGAUGGUUUCUAGCUGCCAGUACAACAGCCAUCUCUACACCGGUAAGGCCGAGUUCGAUCUGGGCUGUGGCAAGUAUACCAUGGACACGAUCCCGGUCGAGAAAGAAGAGCCCGAGCCUGAACCCGAGCCCGUCCCCGAAGAAACCAACAACUGCGCCGAUCCUACCGUCUACACCAAAUUCUCCCUCGACCAGGCAGAGGAAGCCAUCAAAGAUUUCUGUGGCCACAACAUCGAGCUCCCUCCAGUCGCUCAGCCCGUCUUUAAGACUUACAAGAUGGACGGCGUGACCCUUCAGCUCAUCACUCAGUACUCCCAGCAAGGUCAGGAUGGCUGCAACAAGCCCUCGGACGGUCAACGACACCCCGAACUGUCGCAGUCAGACUGUGAGGCCAAGUUUAGUAGUGCUGUGAACAACUGCAACACGGACACCACGUCAGAGAAGUUUGGACAGAAGCCAUUUGUCUGGAACAGCCCUAAUGGAUGCAUCGACUUUUACAUCUAUGGUGAUGGAGAGGAUUGGGACUGUGAGGGUCUGGGGACGAUUCCUGUGCAGUGUCGGACUGGACCUGGACCUAUCAAGCUAGACUAA